Messenger RNA from Esox lucius (northern pike), 1632 nucleotides. RefSeq names its product abnormal spindle-like microcephaly-associated protein homolog. Gene Ontology annotation, molecular function: protein binding. Bases 62 to 859 code for a protein of 265 amino acids. Lineage: Eukaryota; Metazoa; Chordata; Actinopteri; Esociformes; Esocidae. The record is from RefSeq and is a predicted model, not a curated record. The transcript has 5 exons. Gene Ontology annotation, biological process: establishment of meiotic spindle localization; spindle organization; mitotic cell cycle. Gene Ontology annotation, cellular component: spindle pole.
CAGUGAUUAAUUUGAGGCAGAUCCCGCCCAGGCCUUCGUCCUCCGCAGGCGGGAACAGCGGAUGCAGCAGGGUGUGAUCAGGAUGCAGGCAUUGUGGCGAGGCCACCAUUCCAGAAAGCUCCAUGACAUCUGUAAAGUGGUGGCAAUGAGACUUUGUCUGCAGAAGGUGUCUGAGCAGAUCCGAGAGGAGGACAGGCUGUGCAACAAAACAUCCUGGGCCAUAGAGUACCUCCUCAAAUAUAAAGACUUCGCCUGUAUCCUGGAAGCUCUGAAGAACCUGGAGACAGCCACUAGGCUGUCCCCAGAGUGCUGUGAACGUCUGGUGACCAGUGGAGCCACAUUGGUCAUCUUCACGCUGAUCUUCAACUGUAACCGGAGCGUCACUUGUAUGGAGGUUAUCACCUACGCUGUUCAGGUCCUCCUCAACCUCUCUAAAUAUGACCAGACAACAGAGGCAGUGUAUGCGGUAGAGAACUCUGUCGACACGCUUCUCGACCUUCUGCAGAUUUACAGGGAGAAAGCAGGCGACAAGGUGGCCUACAAAGGAGCCUGCAUCUUCACUAAGACCUGCCUCCUCCUGGUCAUCCUGCUGCAGGACAAACGCAGGGUUCUGGAGAUGAGGAAGCUUCCCAAGGCUGUUGAGCGGCUCCACAGCAUCUAUCGCCUCACUGCAUGCAAACACAAGAUGGAGGCAGAGAGGACUGUGGUUAAGCAGAAGAUGAACGCAUCCAUUAACGGAAGCUUUAUCGUCCAGGCAACACCACGCAAAUCCAAGCCGAUGUCAGUUGUGCAGCAAGUGUUUCUUUUCUUACCGUUUUACAAAUGUCCAUCAGGUUUAGCUAUUGUUCAGCCUAAUUGACCCAAGUUCUUGGAGUUGUAUCUCCCUGAGUCAACCUCUUUAACAGGAUCUGCCGGUAUGCAGAGCCUGUUUCUACAUGCAAGUAUUUUGGGCUGAUCUUAAACAAAAAUAGUUCAGAAUUAAUUUUGUCUUUUUGCAUAACUGACUUACAGUUGACAAGCAGUGUUCACUAGUACAGCUUUGAUUUGGGGAUAAGUUCUUGAUGUUUUGGAUGUGGAUUCUCUGCAUUUUUUUUAUAUAUGUUUGUGAUUGGGUGACAUCGAAUUGUCCUUCAUAUUAAUGAGAAUUAAGUGAACACAAGUAGUGUCGCCUGAAAUCUCCAGACGCCAAACAAUAGGUUAUAUUUUGGUCGUGUUCACAGGCCAUUUUAAUGCACAGCUUAACCAUGCAGUGAAGAUGAUUAACAUCUCACUUCAAACGCUACUCGUUCCAUGAAGCCAAACUAAAACCAUGCUUUUCACACAUUUGUUUUAUAUUCAAAUGUUUUACUCCUCUUCAAACUCUGUUAUCAGGCUCCCUCAUGUUCACAAUUUUUGAAGUCUUCAGUGUAAAGUGCAGAGAUUUUGAAUUGUACAAGUUUUUCUACUAGUAUUGCCACUGCAUUUGACCUUUUCUUCAAGCAAUAUCAUUUUUAUGUGCCCCAAAUAAGUCUGAUAUUGUUUAUUUUUGCAGCCAACUAGAUAACUGCUUGGAACUAUGAUCUACUAUGCAGUUGAUUCAACCUUCUAUGAAUGUCUAAAGAAAUAAAUACUUUAUAAACCAGUUGUCCAUGA